AUGCCCGACAGCUCAUCGAUGAGCUCUUCUCAAUCCAACCAGCCUUCGCGCUCCCUAUACCCGCAGGGCCCCAAUUUCACCCUUGAAGAUUUCUCGAGUCGCGACUUCAUCGUCAAAGAUUUCAUCGAGUCCCUCUCCGAAAGUGCAAUCCAGCAGCGCCGCUCGGCCGCAGGCGCCUCCGCCAGCGCCAACCAGCCCUUCGACCCGAAACCCCUGAUCCGCGCCUUUGAGCAUGCGCAGCGCCGCCUCAACGAACUGUCGGGGGAUCUGGAGAUCCGAGAGAAUGAGCUGUCCGCAGCCGUGCGGAGGGCGGAAGCCCAGCAUGCGCAGAACCUCAGCACGCUCGGCCGCAAGCUGAAACAGACGAUCGAGGAGUUUCAGAAAUUGGAUACCUCGCUCAACGCAGCUGGGCUCGGUGGCGCGGGCGAUGGCAAUAUCGCGGUGGAGACGGGCAAGAAACUGGAAGAACUCGACCGGCAGAGACGGCGGGCGCUGGAUGCGCACUUCUUGAUCGAGUGCUGGGACGAAGUCAGCAACCGGGGAGAAAUCACGCUCCUGGAGAACCUUCGACGGUCUGGCAGCAGCGAGGGGAAAUUACGGUCCGCCCACAUCGCCAAACAGCUUCUGCGAAUCAGUCAACGACUCGACCCGAAAAGCUGGGAUGAUACCGGUCCCAAACCCAACGGAUCUCAGGCCAACGGUGCCUCGUCUCCCGCGUUAAGUGGGAGCAGCGGAGAGAACCAGCCCAGAAAGAAUACCAGAGAAAUCAUUGAGAAGUUUUCAGAGACGCUCGAGAAGGAUCUGCUCAAGCAAUUUGAUGACUUCUACCGGAAAGCCAACUUCGAGGGCAUGAAAGAUUGUGCUACCGUUCUCCGCGACUUCAACGGAGGCGCCAGUGUCAUUGCGCUGUUCGUCAACCAGCACCAGUUCUUCAUCGACCGAAGUCAGCUAGUGACGGAGGAAGUGGGUGGUGAUCCAGAGACGUGGGAGAAACUGGCAGACCCGGAUGCCGACCCCCCCGGCGUUGAGCCUAGUUUGCAAUCGCUGAUCGACGACGUCAAGGUGGUGGUCCAGGAAGAGUCGGCCAUCAUCCGGCGCGCCUUUCCAUACUACGAGGAGGUCCUGGGGCGGUUUCUACAACGGGUCUUCCAGCAGUCGAUUCAGCAGCGUCUGGAGAUGGUCUUGGACAAGGCCAACAGUGUAUCCUCUCUAGCCUUCUUACGGUCUCUACAGAGUUCGAGGAACUACAUCAGUCAGCUGGUGGAUGAUUUGAAGGCACACGGGCUGACAGAACACCCCGAGGCCAUCUCCUCGCAGACGGCUAUCAUCCUCGAUCAGCAGCUGGAGGAUCUGUUUGUUCCCUACUUUGUGGGUUCCUCCUACAUUGAGAGGGAGAAGAAGAACCUGGAGGAAUUGUAUACCUCUCUGCUGUUCAAGUUUACGGCAUUCCACUCGCGUCGCAAGAAGGCCGCCACCACUUUCAUGGCGUCCCUAGCGAAGAGCAGCAGCGAACUCCUGGCGUCCGCGAAGGAUGCAUAUCUCUCCCGGCUGGAAUCGUCCGACUUUACGCCGACGCAGCGACAGAUGCUGUUGAAGGUUGCCGGGCUCAGGGAGCCUGGCGAUUCGGCCAGGCAGAGUGAGUCGGAAUUCAGCGAACAAGACGGCCAGCUCUCGGUCGAGUUUGCGAAACGGAUGAUCAAAUGGUUGGCCGAAGGCGUUGGCCGCAGUCUGGAGCUGAGUAUGGGCAGUGAGACACCCAAGGAUGUCGCCACGCUUCUCAACCUGCUCCUGUCCACGAUGGCCGAAAACUACGUGGAGGUGGCACUCGAAGCGUCUCUCGAUGCGGCGGCUUCACAGGAAUCGGCCAAGGCCGAACCGGACUUUUCGUACCUGGCCAGUAUUCGCGCCGCCGUCAGCAUCACGCAUCUGAUGAUGACAUGCAUCGAUACGGUGCUAAUUCCGCUGGCGGCGAACAGCAUCACGACGCGGCGGGAGAUGGAGAAGAAGACGAAUCUGACUGUCAAUCGGAUUGAAGACAAGAUCAAUGCCAUCGAACAGAAGACGAUCGACGUGGUGCUGGCGUGGGUCAACAAGCUGCUGGGAGGUCAGAAAAAGAACGAUUUCCGCCCGAGGGAGGGCGAUUCAUCGGCGUGGUUGGAGAUGUUGCAGACACCGACAUGUGCCUCCAUCUGCACAUUCUUGACGCGGCUGCACAACACUAUUCUUACGUCUCUUCCGUCGAGCGGCUCCAAUAUUCAAAGUCUACUGACGGAAGUUGCUCUGGGAGUUCGCAGCCUGCUUCUGGAGCACUUUAAGCGCUUCCCGGUCAACGCGCCGGGUGGACUGAUGGUCACCAAGGACAUGACGCGGUACGUGGAGUUGCUCAAGUCCUGGCAGAUCGACGAGGACCUCAAGGCAGUGGGAGGCCCGUUGGACGUGCUGCUGGAGGUGGGCAGUUUGUUUGUGGUCGGCCCUGAAGCGCUGCGGGAGAAGCUCCGGGGUGGUGCAGCGGGCGGCACGACAGGCAGGAAUAACGCGGGUGCCAGCAGCGGAGGCGCCGACAGCAAAGGCGUCGGCCUGUCGGUGCAGGAAGUGCGGGCCUACGUGCUGAGGAGAGAGGAUUCCAACACGGUGGCGAUGCAGGGGGUGUUGAACGCUCUAUAG
Molecule: messenger RNA, 2664 nt
Organism: Rasamsonia emersonii CBS 393.64
Lineage: Eukaryota; Fungi; Ascomycota; Eurotiomycetes; Eurotiales; Trichocomaceae
Exons: 2
Coding region: 1-2664 (887 amino acids)
Biological process (GO): Golgi to plasma membrane transport; exocytosis
Cellular component (GO): cytoplasm; exocyst
Source: RefSeq, a predicted model, not a curated record